GUCAAAGCCAGCCAGCAUCUGAGCCCAGCGUAAGAACUGGAGCAACGGUGGACGAAGGAAGGGUCGGCGGUGUUGGAAUAUAAUUUCAAUAUUCACAAGCACAGACGGUGUGUGUGCAACGGAAUAGUCUUCGACAUGCAAGCGAAGGUCUUCCAUUUGGGCUCUGGAAGCUGAAGCGUAUUGGAGACCGGACCCAUUACGGUGGGAUAAGCCAUCUGUGAUACACAGGGUGUGCACAGCGCAAUAACGGUGCGAGCCAACCGGUUAUUGCAUCGACAGCUAGCUCGCAUUAACCCAGCCAGCCAACCAUUUUCCAGAGCCCCGUUAGCUUGCGGAGAAGGGAGCAUCUUCGUCGGUGAAUGCUGCAAAGGGGAGUCCUGCAUCUGAUGGUACCCAAACAGUAAGCUACAAAAAAGAGGCAUGCAAAGAGGGGUGUUUUUCUGGAGGAAAUCUCCACGCCCUGGGUGCUGUUCUGUGGUUAGCUAGCUCGCUGGCUAGCUAGCCUACCGGGAGCUGAAGAGAAGGUGGGGCCGCGGAGUGACAGCCUAGCUAAUGUGGCUAGCCGGCUAACUCGGACACUAGAGUGGCUACUUCGUUUUCCUGUCACUGACAUUUGGAGCUUUACAUUACCAGGAUCGUGCUUGUUGGGACAGUAAAACCCCACCAUUGCAUCCUCUAAAUUCCGUGUGGGUGGGCUAUCUUGAGGAGAGCAUCCUCGCUUACCUAUAUGACCAUGGCGGACGACGACGUGCUGUUCGAGGAUGUCUACGAGCUGUGUGAGGUGAUUGGCAAGGGUCCCUUCAGCGUGGUGCGGCGCUGCAUCAACAGGGACACGGGCCAGCAGUUUGCCGUGAAGAUCGUGGAUGUGGCCAGCUUCACCUCCAGCCCUGGCCUCAGCACAGAAGAUCUGAAGCGAGAGGCCAGUAUCUGCCACAUGCUGAAACACCCGCACAUCGUGGAGCUGCUGGAGACCUACAGCUCCGACGGCAUGCUCUACAUGGUCUUUGAAUAUAUGGACGGAGCAGACCUGUGUUUCGAAAUUGUGAAGAGAGCUGAUGCUGGAUUUGUGUACAGCGAAGCAGUGGCCAGCCACUACAUGAGGCAGAUUCUGGAGGCGCUUCGGUACUGCCACGACAACAAUGUGAUUCACCGCGAUGUAAAGCCUCACUGUGUGCUGCUGGCCUCGAAGGAGAACUCUGCUCCAGUCAAGCUGGGAGGAUUCGGAGUGGCAAUACAGCUGGGAGAGUCUGGUUUAGUAGCUGGAGGUCGAGUCGGUACUCCUCACUUCAUGGCUCCGGAGGUGGUGAAGAGAGAGCCGUACGGCAAGCCGGUGGACGUGUGGGGAUGUGGAGUCAUCCUCUUCAUCCUCCUCUCCGGCUGCCUGCCUUUCUACGGCACCAAGGAGCGAUUGUUCGAAGCCAUCAUCAAGGGGAAAUACAAGGUGUCUCUACUCGUGCAGAUGAACCCCCGCCAGUGGGCGCACAUCUCGGAGAGCGCCAAGGACCUGGUGAGGCGCAUGCUGAUGCUGGACCCCGCCGAGAGGAUCACCGUCUACGAGGCCCUCAACCACCCCUGGCUGAAGGAGAGGGACAGGUAUGCCUACAAGAUCCACCUGCCUGAGACCGUGGAGCAGCUGAGGAAGUUCAACGCCAGGAGGAAGCUGAAGGGUGCAGUGCUGGCAGCCGUUUCCAGCCACAAGUUUAACUCGUACUAUGGAGACCCUCCAGAGGACCUCCAUGACUUCACAGAUGACCCCACCUCCUCAGGACUGCUAGCUGCUGAAAGGGCAGUUUCGCAGGUUUUGGACAGUCUAGAGGAGAUUCAUGCCUUGACGGACUGCAGCGAGAAAGACAUGGACUUCUUGCACAGCGUCUUCCAGGAUCAGCACCUCCACACCCUGUUAGAUCUCUAUGACAAAAUCAACACCAGGUCGUCCCCACAGAUCAGAAACCCUCCGAGCGAUGGAGUGCAGCGCGCCAAAGAGGUACUGGAAACGCUCUCCUGUUACCCCGAGAACAUGGAGGCAAAGGAGCUCAGGAGGAUCCUCACACAGCCACACUUCAUGGCUCUGCUGCAGACCCAUGAUGUGGUGGCCCACGAGGUGUACAGCGACGAUGCGCUGAGGGUGACCCCCCCACCAACAUCCCCUUACCUGAACGGAGACUCCCCGGACAGCACCAACGGAGACAUGGACCUGGAGAACGUGACCCGGGUCCGCCUGGUCCAGUUCCAGAAGAACACGGACGAGCCCAUGGGCAUCACUCUGAAAAUGAACGAGCUGAACCACUGCAUCGUGGCGAGAAUCAUGCACGGCGGAAUGAUUCAUCGACAAGGGACUUUGCACGUAGGAGACGAGAUCCGAGAGAUAAAUGGCAUCAGCGUCGCCAAUCAGACGGUAGAGCAGCUCCAGAAGAUGCUGAGGGAGAUGAGGGGCAGCAUCACCUUCAAGAUUGUGCCCAGCUACCGGUCCCAGUCCAUGUCUUGCGAGAAAGAGUCACCAGAUGUGUCCCGACAGUCGCCUGCUAAUGGACACGCUAGUGUCACCAGCUCCAUCCUGGACCUGCCAGCGACGAUCCAGCCCAAAGGCCGCCAGAUCUCAAGACCUGCUAUCAAGGACAAAUUGUCCAUCAAGAUAUACGUCCGCGCUCAGUUCGAGUACGACCCGGCCAAAGACGACCUCAUCCCGUGCAAGGAGGCGGGCAUCCCCUUCCGCGUCGGGGACAUCAUUCAGAUCAUCUCCAAGGACGACCACAACUGGUGGCAGGGAAAGUUGGAGAACACCAAGAACGGCACGGCGGGACUCAUCCCCUCGCCUGAGCUGCAGGAGUGGCGUGUGGCGUGUAUAGCGAUGGAGAAGACCAAACAGGAGCAGCAGGCCAGCUGCACCUGGUUUGGUAAGAAGAAGAAACAGUACAAAGACAAGUACCUGGCCAAGCACAACGCAGUGUUUGACCAACUAGAUCUGGUGACAUACGAGGAAGUGGUCCGAGUGCCAUCUUUCAAAAGGAAAACACUGGUGUUGCUUGGUGCACAUGGAGUCGGCAGGAGGCACAUCAAGAACACGCUCAUCACCAAACACCCCGACCGCUUCGCCUACCCCAUCCCUCACACGACUCGGCCUCCCAAGAAGGACGAGGAGAACGGCAAGAACUACUACUUUGUGUCUCACGACCAGAUGAUGCAGGACAUCAGCAACAACGACUACCUGGAGUACGGCAGCCACGAGGACGCCAUGUACGGCACCCGGCUGGAGACCAUCCGGCAGAUCCACCAGCAGGGCAUGGUCUCCAUCCUGGACGUGGAGCCGCAGGCACUAAAGAUCCUCAGGACGGCUGAUUUUGCGCCCUACGUGGUCUUCGUCGCAGCUCCCACCGUCACCCCGGGCAUGACUGAGAUUCCAAAGUGGUGCAAGAAACUGCCUGACGACUCCCUGCAGCGGCUGCAGAAGGAGUCCGAGCUGCUGCAGACCACCUACGCUCACUACUUCGACCAGACCAUCAUCAACAACGAGAUCGACGACACCAUCCGCCUGCUGGAGGAGGCCGUGGACCUGGUGUCCACCACCACCCAGUGGGUGCCCGUCUCCUGGGUCUACUGACACACGCUUUACAGCAACUAGCUCCACCCCACCCCCCCUCACGUCCACCGUCCAUCCUUCGUGAUGCUACACUGGGGUCAAAUCCCCCCCCCCCCCCUCCCAAUCACCACUCAUCUCUGUAGACAAACUGUGGUGGACAAAGAGAAGACACUAAAGACUCUCGCUGCAGAGACGCCAUCCUCCAUCGACAGCCUUAAAGGCAUAUUGUUGUGUACAUAUAUACAUAUAUAUAUAUAAAUGAUAAAAAACUAAGUGAAUAUGUCCUAGUGGAAGGCUGGGGGGUGAGGAGAGGAGGGGAGGGCAGCAUUGGUAGAUAUUUUGUACUUUUUGUUUUUGUAAUGGACGGACGGGUGGCGAUAUUGGAAAGGCAAUAGCGAGCAUGACCAUAAAGCAGUCUUAUGUGGGUGUGUGUUUUGACCUUUUAAAGGCUCUUCUCGUGGUACUCUCUGUGUCCUCCUCUCCCACAACCUCCCCCCCCAAAAUCUCCUCGGCCACUGUGACAAACAGGCCGAGCUUUAAAGCACAUCAGAAGCUGCUACAGUGGCGACAAGUAUCUCCCUCGACUCCCAAGGCAAGCGUGAGAGAAGCAGAAAGCACAGGAAACUUGGCAGUUUCUCCCUCCCUCCUCCCUCCCCCCCCACAGCCCUCUAUUUAUUUCUCUCUCUCACUGCCCCCCGUAUUGCUGUAGUAUCUUCCCAUUCCCUCCUUUCCCUCUGACGGCCUUUGUUUACAUCUGUUUGCACAAAAAAUGGACAAUGAAGAAGAAGACGUGUACUGCUUUAUAUUUACUCCCCCCUCCGUACAGCGAAUGGACCUGGGUGAUGGCCCUCGGGGCACGAUCGGCUAUGAAGAAAAGCACUUGCAUCCACCGCUAAACGUGGCUUUUGAACUGGAAAAUAAAACAAUAACAUUAAAAAGCAGAGGAGGAAGAAUCAUCUGCCUUAUCAGAGCCUCGGGGAAGGAGUCUGUAACACCUAUGCACACCCCCGCCAGGCAGACCACCACCUUCCUCUUUCUUUAAUAGUGAGCCAUGCUUGUUUAAAUAAAGUGUUCAUAGGAAUGUCUUCUGUGGAAGGGCAGGGAGUUAGGGAGGGCCUCGUGUGGGCGGGAUAAAUCCCAACCCUAGAGCCGCCAUUUUGGAACUGUUAACUGUCGUCUAUAAAAAAAAUAUAAAGGAGUAUUCUUGUUUUGAGAGACAAAAAAUAACUCUACAUUUUUGUGUGUAAAUGUUUCAAUGGUGCGUACGUCAUACGAGUGAAUUACCAAGAGCCAGUGUAUAUUAACCCUUCAAAAGAAGCUCGGUAUGUGACAUAACUUCUCCACGCUUUGCCGGAAGUGGCCCCGCCUGCAGCCGGCUGAAGGGUCGAUGUGAUUUCUAAAAAAUAAAUAGGUCCACAUUUACACCGUGCAAUGUGGCGGCCGUUGUUCCACUUCAAGUAAAGUGUGUUUUUUUUUUUUCCAUUUCAAGUCCUGUGUAAAUUACCUCUGCAAAAUGACUAACGCAGCUCUUCUGUAUGAAAUGUUCUUGUUCUUUUUUGUUAUUUCAUUUUUCAAAAAAAUAUAUUUCCUUUUACGUGUUUAAAGUAA
Eleginops maclovinus (Patagonian blennie) is the source of this 5185-nucleotide messenger RNA. RefSeq names its product peripheral plasma membrane protein CASK-like. Gene Ontology annotation, cellular component: basolateral plasma membrane; plasma membrane; cell-cell junction. Lineage: Eukaryota; Metazoa; Chordata; Actinopteri; Perciformes; Eleginopidae. Gene Ontology annotation, molecular function: ATP binding; protein kinase activity; signaling receptor binding. The record is from RefSeq and is a predicted model, not a curated record. Bases 728 to 3598 code for a protein of 956 amino acids. The transcript is spliced from 29 exons. Gene Ontology annotation, biological process: intracellular protein localization; protein phosphorylation; regulation of neurotransmitter secretion.